AUGGGCAUUCAUUCCCCGGAAGCGAACGUACACUCUGAGAAGAGGCGCGCACAUGACCUUCUGAAGCUGCAAGUUCGCGAACGAUUACUAGAGCAGCAGCAGCAGGAACAGCAACAAGAGCCACUCGAUGGGAGGCAACAGGAGAAGCAGACUGCAGAGGAGAAGCAGGCGAACGAACUGCUUAGCGAUGCAAAGACACAUGCUGUUGCUCUGGCCCGACCCAUCCCUCCUCGGCAGCAGCAGCAAAGCAGCAAGAACACCCGUGAGCAGACACACCAUCAGGGCCAGUACAAUGACCACGAACAGCUCGAGCUAGAGAGCGAGAAGGAGUGGCUUGUUGAACAGGAAACGGUGGCCUUCGUCGACGACUCGACAAGCAACAGCAGCAACCGCAACAGAUGCGACGCAACCUGCGGUAGCAGUAGCUUUACAGAGACUAGCUGCACAACUGCAGUUCUACAGCGUCGAAGGGGCUUACCGGCAUCCAGAUCCGCUACGGAGGCAGCAGCAGCAGCCUCAGCACCGACAGCGGCAAUUACUGAAGAAGCAAAAACGGCUCGCUCCCCAGAAGCAAAGAAGAGGCGAAGGGGGAAGCAAAAUGCCCCUCAGGCUUCACGUUCUGCUGCUGCUGAAGGGGGGCGUUCAGCAGCAGCAACUGCCGCUGCUAGCGAUGACUUUAGCGUGAUUGAGGUGUUCGCCUUCUCCAACCAUCAGGAACUGCGACGGCAACUUCAUCCACAACAGCAGAAGAAACAACAGAAUAGAGGAAGGAGGAAACAGGCGGGAUCAGACGAUAUAGUUUAUUUCCCAGCGUCGCCGAACCCAGGAAAGCCCGAUGCAGCAGCAGCAUCGCCAAACAAUCAUUCAGGCUCACCUGCCACCUGUAAUACUGUAACGUUGACGAAGGUGAAGACGAGAAAGCCGGCAGCAGCACCAGCAGCAACAGAAGCAGCAGCAACAGACGCAGAAGGUCGUAAGAGCAAGAGACGCAAUGCAACCGCAGGUGCAGCAAUAGGGAAGAAAGCUGGGGACUCGCCGCUGCGGCUAAAAGGCAGGAAGCAUUCAGCAGAAUCAGCGCCUCAGACACCUUUGCUGCUGCGGAGGCCUCAGGAUCCUGUAGAGUUAGCGGAGUUCUCACAGCGAGUACGCCAGAGACUGCUUUUGGUUGAGCAGCAGCUUCGGCGACUUCAGCAGGAACAACAGUACCUGCUCGCUGCUUUGUGGGAUUUGGGGCCUGCAGCCGCUGCUGCCGCUGCUGGCACUGCACGUGAGGCAUUUCCAGCACUACAACAGCGGCCUCGUGUGUCUGAGCAGCUUCUGGAACUGGAGCGCCUUGAAGAGCCGCGUUUUCACCAGAAGGAAGAGGAAGGGGAAGUGGUGCUACAGUCAGCUGGAGAUCAGCAGCAGCAGCAACAGGAUGCAUCACACAAGCUUGCAGAGCCCAGUAGUAGCAGCAAGUUGCUCUGCCAAUCACUGUCGGAACAGCAGCUGCAGCAGCAGUGGCAGCAGCUACAGUUCCAGCAGCAGCAGCUGAAGCUCCAGCAGCAGCACGUACUGUUGCAGCAGCAGCUGCUUGCUGCUGCGUUGCUGACGGACUGGGAGAAUGCCAUUCCUAGAGGAGCAACGGCAGCAUUGGCAGCAGCAGCAACAGCAGCAAAUCCUCCAGCUGAAGAAGCAUCCGCAGCAACAACCAAGUCGCCAGUGAGAUCGGAAGCACCCCUUGCAGUAGCAGCUGUCGCAGUUAGAUAUGCAGCGAAGGACCUGCCACAGGUAGCAGCAGGAGCAUCAACAGCACCACUCGCCGAUGCUCGGCUAUCUGUCCCUCUCGCAACAGAAUGCGCCUCCCCUGGUUCAGCAAGAGCAGAUGCUGCUCCAGCAAGUAAUGAAAGUUUAAGAUCAAGCCGCGGAGGUUCCCCAGAAUCAGCGGGAACCAACAUACCUGCAGCAACAGCAGCAGCUGAUGCACACGUUGCUGCUCAUCCGAGUACAACACUGUCAACAGGAGGAGAAGCGGAGGCUGCCGCUGCAGUCGCGGAGCCUGCUGUUGCUGGAGUGAAGGCCUGGCUUUCAGCAGCUGCAGGAGCAACAGCAGAGGAAAGGACGCAGCAGCCGAUAGAGGGAUCGGAGGCCCCUCCAGCAGAGAGGCAGCAGCAGCACAUGCAGAGAGAACCACGUAUAUUAUCACUUUGGAACAUAGCUAGAGCCUACAGCUCCUCCCUGCUCUGCGAGCCCUCAGUAAGGGCGGCGACAGAUGCUGCAAAUGCACUGUCUGCUGGGACCCCUGCUGCUAAUUCAUCUACUACUACUGGUGCUGCAGGCGCAGCAGUGGUAAAAGAGGCAGCAACAGACAUAUCCUCCGCAGUCCGAGGGGCCUUAAAAUUCUCAAAUCUGCUGCGUCCCCGGCUUCCUGUUGCGCCAGAUCCCGAUGCUGCUGGUUCGGCAGCUGCCGAUCCUGCUGCAUCUGCGUCACCUCUCCUUGGUAGUGGAGCUGCAGCGCCAUGCGAAGGACGCCAAGCAGCAGCAGCAGCAGACGCGGCAGCAGGAUGUAGCGGGGCCACCUCGCAAAUAUUGCUGCGAGCGGCGCGGUCCCCAACUGCAGCGCGCAGUGCCUUACCAGUUGCGGCUCGUGCUCGAUGCAUGGCUGCGCUGCCUUUAGUUGCUGCAGAAGCAGCAGAAGAUGAACAGUAUAUGUGUGUGGGCGGCCCAGGGGAUUCAGAAGACUCAGCAACUGGAGCACUCCUUCCAGCAGCCACUCCAGCAGAAACUGCAGGUGCAGAACCAACAUUAGAUGCUGCAGCUGAUCCAUCGGAAGCAAGCAUAACGGCAUCAUGGGGCGAGGCGCCUGCGCCUCCCCCGACUGCAGCAACAUUGCCACCAGCAGCUAAGCGAGAAGAGGAAGUGAGAAUACCUGAGAUGGUGUCUUCCCCAGCAGGUACAGCAGCAUCUACUGCUGCUGCUGAGUCUCCCAGCAAUCACUGCAACAGUAGUAGAGCAGACGAACUUUCUCGUUCAUUUACCGGUGCGGAUACUAGCUCUGCAGCAGCUGGUAAAGCAGCCGCUGCAGCCUCGAUGGCAGAGGAGGAGAUGGCAGCUGCAGCAGCAGCAGAAGCAGCGUGGGUAGCUGCCGGGAAAACAGACUGCGUGGGGAGCUGGUCCCUGCUGCUGCCUCCAUCGUUCGGCUGCAUUUUCCCAGAACCAUUGAAGCAGCUGCUAUUCGUGCAGCAACAACAACCGCAGCAGAUCCGAGAGGCGCUUACUCGGCUACGAAGACAGCGCGUGAGGAACAAGCUUCAGCUUCAGCAGCUGCAACAGCAGCUGCAGCAAGAGCCGCAGCGACCGCAAAAGCAGCAGCAACAACAGGUUGAGCAGCAGCAGCAUCAACAGCAACAGGUUCGGCAGCAACACCAGCGGCUGCAAGCCCUGAAUGAGGGUCUGUCUUUCCUUGAUGCCUUUCUCGUUGCAGCUCUGCGAUGCGGUGAGGAGGGUAGCAGCUGCCGCUGCUCCUCAGAGGCCUGCAAUCGCAGGGGCAGGGGCCAGCAUGCCCACCACCAGCAACAGCAGGAACAACAGCAAGAGCAACAGCAGCAGCCACAGAACCAGCAGCCAGGUCAAGUGCACCGCUCGAGGCUGCAAGGGGAUCCACUGUUGCAGCAGACCCUACUGCGGGGAGAGGCUGCACACUGUCGUGGGCAGCAACAGCAGCAACACCAGCCGCAGCGGCAGCAGCCUUCAGAGGAACCGCUGAAGCGUGCAGAGUCUCAACAACAGGAGGCUGAAGAACACCUGCAGCCACCGGAGCAGCAGCACCAGGGAACGCAGCAACCAGUGGAGACGGAAAUGUACCAGCAGCAGGAGCAGCAACAGCAGACAGAAUCUAUCGUGCCACACCCAGCUGAACAGCACAACCAGCUGCUGUUGCAACACGAGCAGCAACCAGAGCAGCUGAGACGGCAUCCGCAGCAACGGUUGGGGGAGGCCAUCUUAGGAGCGCAACAACAGCACGAGCAGCAACAACGGGACGCAAUGGCAUACGAAACGGAACGCGCAGAAGAGCAGCAAAUGCCACAGCAGGAACAAGCAGAACAGCCUAGUCCGCACACGGGGCAACCGAAAGUUGGAGCCACCGGAGGUGGAGCCACCCGAGGCCAGGAGGAGGAGGAGCUGCAGAGCGGAGUGGAGCAGGUGCAGCAGCAACAGGAAGAGCAGCAAAUGCAGCAGGAGCCAGAAGAAAUAUCAGUUGAGGAUGCACGUUCCUCUGCCGACACGCGGUCUCCUCGUGGCUUCGCAUACAGCCCAGGGAUGUGCAUGUACACUCCAGAUAGUUGCCCGGGUUCCCCCUUGAGCUGCGUAUACACCCCAGGGAAUCUUGCCGAAGCAGCGUCUGUGUCCCAGGAGGAACAGCUUGAAGAGCAUCAUGGGCAGCAGCCAUUGCAGCAAGGACAACGUGAGCAGGAGCUGCCGUUCUCAACUGACGACGGCUGUGUGUUUGCGUCAGCACAGAGCCCACCGUCCAGCAGCAGCAGCAGCAGCACGCGUCACGGGACUUCGCACUCAGGCGGCCGCCACAAGAGAAAAAACCAAGAGGCAAUUGAGCUGGUACAGCUCUCCAGCGAUAGCAGCAGCGACAGGACAAGCUGCAGCAGCCAAAGUGACUCAGAUGGAGGCUUGCAGCUACUGGAUUCCCCCUGUCCCACGGCUUUGGGGGAGUCAGCUCACGAGGAAGGGACAGCAACGGAGACAGUAGUGGAGACCAGAGAACCGGAAACGAGAGCAGCAGAGACGAGCGAAACAGUAACUGCAGCAGCAACGACAGCAACAGCAGCAGCACCACAAACAGGUGCUACUUCUGCAACGGGGACAGCAGGCACAGCAGAAGCUGCGACUGUCUCGAACGAGGCCUUCAGUGUGGCAGUAGCAGCAGCAAGGGAAACGACACCAACAAAAACGGCAGUACCAUCAGCUGCUGCUGGGAGAGAAGGCCCAGCUGCAGUGGCUUCGAAAUUGAGCGGUGUAUCGACGACAGAAGCAGCAGAGCCACCCGCAGCAGCAGCAAUAAGCGAGCAGCAUUUGCUGCUGCGCAUCGACUGGGCCAAGAUGGAAGCCAACUGUCUCCACAGAUGGCUGUCGUUCUUUGGGCUGAAGGUUGGGGGUCUUUCACAGCAACAGGCUGUUUCUAUUCUGCAACAGAUAUGCCGCUACCUCGUGACAGGCACACCAAACGCCUUGUCUGCUGCUGAUGCUGAUGUACCGGCUGCUGCUGGUGCUGAACACACAAAAAAGCCUGGGCAGCAGCCUGCUGUGGUAGCUGCCGAGACGCAAUGGCAGCAGCAGGUACCAGAUCCAGAAGCAUCAGAUCCAGCAACUUCAGCAGCCGUGGCUGCUGCCGAAGGGCCUGCUACUCAGGCUAGCAGACGGCAGAAGAGGCAGCGGCGAGGCAGCGGGAGCACUGCGAACGAUCCCAUUGCUGCUGCAGGUGUGUGUACUGCUUGCCCUUGUGCUGCUGAUUCUACGUCUGCUGCGAGAGCGCUCGUGCCAGUGGACUCCGUGGGCACAGCAGCAGCAGAGGCUGCCCCAUCUCAAUUGUGUUCUCAGCGGCAGCAGCAGGGGCGGCAAAAACGAACAGCAACAGCAGCAGAGAUUCGGGCGGCGCUUAUGCGUGAGGAUGACGCCUUCGGCGUGUACGAUCGACUACUCGCAAUGGAGCCUGUUACACUUUCAGAGAUAGAGGAAUCCCUGAAGGCUGCCCAGGUGACAGCGACGCGGCAGAGCCUACAGACCUUCUUGCGGCGAGCAGCUGUCAUGAUCGCCAACCCGUGGAGGCCGCAGCAACGGGGCCGCGGGGGCUCUUCGAAGCUCACCACCAAAGACGUACUUCUGACACCAGAUAAUUGCAGCGGCAGCAAUAUGGAAGAUAACGGAAGAUAA
Messenger RNA from Eimeria maxima, 5925 nucleotides. RefSeq lists its product as hypothetical. Gene Ontology annotation, biological process: regulation of transcription by RNA polymerase II. The record is from RefSeq and is a predicted model, not a curated record. Bases 1 to 5925 code for a protein of 1974 amino acids. The transcript is spliced from 3 exons. Gene Ontology annotation, molecular function: transcription coactivator activity. NCBI's taxonomy places the organism in Eukaryota, Apicomplexa, Conoidasida, Eucoccidiorida, Eimeriidae. Gene Ontology annotation, cellular component: mediator complex.